This is a messenger RNA of Catharus ustulatus (Swainson's thrush), 750 nucleotides long. RefSeq names its product multiple coagulation factor deficiency 2, ER cargo receptor complex subunit (gene MCFD2). The record is from RefSeq and is a predicted model, not a curated record. The coding region runs from base 10 to 573 and encodes 187 amino acids. Lineage: Eukaryota; Metazoa; Chordata; Aves; Passeriformes; Turdidae. Gene Ontology annotation, molecular function: calcium ion binding. The transcript is spliced from 4 exons.
GAGCGGCCAAUGGCGGCGGAGCGGGCGGGGCAGCGCCGGGUCAGGGGUGAUCCUGGGAUGGUGGCCCGGGAAUGGUGUCCAGCCCGCGCCCAGCCCGGAGCCCGCCGCACGGCAGACACCCGCCCGAGGGAGACCACAAUGGCCCAAAGGACGUUUAGAGCACAUUUGCUAUUCUGCUUUGCUAUGGCUGCAUUCUUCAUCUCUGCCCUAGCUGAGGAACACGUAGGAGAGAGUCAACAUCCAAAUAUUCGCCUUGAUAAGAACUUGGUGCAAGAUAAAGAACACAUCAUGGAGCACUUGGAAGGUGUUAUCGAGAAACCAGAAUCUGAGAUGUCUCCACAAGAGUUACAGCUCCAUUACUUCAAAAUGCAUGAUUAUGAUGGCAAUAAUUUGCUAGAUGGGUUAGAACUUGCUACUGCUAUCUCACAUGUCCACAAAGAGGAAGGUGGUGAGCAUACCCAAGCAAUGAAGGAGGAAGAGCUAAUUAGCCUAAUAGAUGAUGUCUUGAGAGAUGAUGACAAGAACAAUGACGGAUACAUUGACUAUGCAGAAUUUGCAAAAUCACUUGAAUAAGGGUUUGUUUCUCCUUCUAACCACAUGAAAAUGUGAACCGGUAUAAUGUGAUUCAUUAUUGUCUCGUAUCAACCUGUGUGCUGUGAGAAGGAGAGGUGUACCAGUUCCAGCUGAAUUUAUUUGAAAGUUGUAUGUGUCAAGAGUUUCGCUAACUUGGAGUGAGAGCCAUGUUUGACU